AUGUCAGUAGAGAGUUUUACAAGCCAGGAUCUGGAAGACCUCUUUGUUUUGCCCACGUUCAAGGAGCGAGUGGACAGCUUCCACCAAAUGAUCUCAGUGAUGGUGCAGAAUAUGAAAGACAGUGAAAACAUUAAAAAGAUGGCAGAUUUUGACCCUAUGACAUAUGAUCAGUUUUAUGAUUCAGUUCAACAUCUCUUCAAUGGUGAAUUGAAAAAUGAAUGCAUAAAGGCUGUUUUUAAGAAGAUCAAUAGCCAUCUGGAUGCAAUUGUUGACUGGACUGAACUUUUUGGGUACUUUCCAUCAGAAGGACAGAAUAUCAUGAAAGGAACACCAAUAUUUAUGCUUUCCAAGCGACGACAUAUUGAACAGAGAGAAGAAGAAAGAAGGAGACACGAUCAUAUUCAGUGCAUCAUCAAUGUGCCACAACUUGAUCAAGUAAUAGCAGCUACACAAAAAGGAAUAAUUUUACUUUAUAACAGCCAACUGAAUCUUCAGACAUAUACCAGCGUUGGUGAUAUUUCCCCAGUGUCUGGCUGUGAUUACCUUAGCCAAUUAAAGCGAAUUGUAACAGUCACUGAAACAAGUAUUAUUAUCUGGGAUCAUAAACCAAAGAGUAAAAACCAGACUAAUUUCUUUACCCUUAAACCCAUGCAAAAUAUUAUGCUUUGCAUCUGUACGGUAACGCUGCCUGAGAACCCAGGUGAAGAUUACAUUUUGAUUGGUGAUGAUGCUGGAUUUGUGAACCGAUUAAUUGUGGGAACUGAAGAUCUCAAUCUCCAGAAAUCCAAGGAGAGCAACGCCUUGCAAUCCCAGGUCUUGGAUCCACACCUUCUCCGUCGUCCUAUUUUACGACGGAAACUGCAUAGUGAAUGGGUGUUGAGAGUGAAAUAUUUUCCACAUUUGAACUCCUUUGUGAGCUGUUCUUCAGACAGUGUACACUCGGUGGUCCUGGAUGACAUACGCAAGCUUGGAGACUGUCAGCCCAUUAGAACCCUAUCAGUUCCACGAGGUGUCAAUGCAUUUGAUUAUUGUGAGAAAGCAAAUACCUUUGUUACUGGUGGAGAAGAUAAAAUUGUUCGACUUUGGAAUCCUAAUAUGUUCUCCAAACCAAAGGCAUUGUUGAUUGGCCACAACUGUAUCAUUACUGAAGUUGUAAUUAAUGAAGCAGAUCAACAUAUUAUUAGCCUUUCAACUGAAGGGAUGUUCAGAGUCUGGGAUGUUCAGACAAUUGCUGUCCUGCAGGUCUUCAUCUUAGGUGAACAUCAAGUAGAUCGGCAUUUCAACACAAUGGUGUUUGACAAUAAAAAUAAGAGAUUAAUUGCUGGAUCCACUUCAAUAGACCUUGUACCCCUCACAUCUGCUGUUCAGGACAAUCUAGAGGUUCCCCUUUCCCAUGAACGAUCCGUCAAUGUUCUGGUCUUCAGCAAAAUUAAUGGGAAGGUUGUGUCCAUUUGUAGUAAAUCUAUAAUUAAGGUCUGGAAACUGCAAAGCGGAAAAAAAGUCUAUCAAAUCGCACAUCCUCACGGACACUCGAUAGAGGUGACAGCUGCAGCAGUGGAUGAAAAUGGAAACCAUCUUGUCACAGGAGCAGUUGAUGGCUCAUUAAUAAUUUGGGAGUUAUAUAGCGGAGAGAAAGUUAGGAGUUUACCUCCAGUUACAGAAAGCAGUGAAGAAGAUAAACGAAUUUCACAGCUGUUCUUUUUGAACCCCAGUGAACCAAACUUAAUACUUGCUAUGGGCUGGAACAACACAAUCAAAAUGAUUCAGGAUGGACCAGAUGAAUCUUCUCUCUCAAUUCUAGGAACAUUUCCAAACAUACCCAAUGCAAUAUACAGCAGUAGUUUAUUCCCUUUGAAGCAAUUUCAAAGUACUAGCAGACAGUCUGAUAUUGUGAAGCAGGGAUAUCUGAAUGACAAAGGAUUAUGUGGCAUUGAUAUAUUUGUCUGUAAUGCUGAAACCUUAUUAGUAAUGGGAUGGUCCAACAUGAUCAUAAUAUGGAAUUUUGAUACAGCACACAUCUUGCAAAUAUUUAAUGAAGAUCGACUUUUGGAAACCACAGAUGGAGGUAAACAGAAUAACUUAAUACCAGAUGUGGAGUCAUCCAAGGUUCAAGUUGUGAAAUUUAUUGCAAUCAGAAGUAAAAUUAUUGAACCAGAGCCUCCUGGGAUAGUUGUUGAUGGUCAGUCACAGGAUUCAAGCAUAGUCUUAAAUAACAUGUCAAAAGUCAGCUUAAUGCUUAGGUAUGCUGAGAGCUUUACAGCUUCUGAAUAUAGUCAAGCAGGGGGAUACAUAAUAAUUUGGGAUAUUGCAGCAUUGCUCAGUGAUCCAUUCGCAGAAAAUAAGGAGCCUAUAAAUCGUAUAAUUAGCUGGAGAGCUCAUACUUUGCAAAUAAUCAGCAUCUUCUUUGUGGAGGAAGCAUCUGUUGUUGUUUCUGCAUCUGUGGAUUGUUCUGUCAGGGUUUGGUAUGCGUUAAAUGGCCAUUACAUUGGAUACUUUGGACAACACAGUGCUUUACUUUUAAUGAAUCCCAGUGAGUUUGUUUUACCCAGUGACAUAACUGAAGCACCUGUGGAGGGUAAGUCAAAGCAAUCCAACAAGGCGGACCAGUUGGACUACCCGUUGAUGUUGGAUUGGGAAAGGUGA
Messenger RNA from Pristis pectinata (smalltooth sawfish), 2643 nucleotides. RefSeq names its product WD repeat-containing protein 64-like. The record is from RefSeq and is a predicted model, not a curated record. Gene Ontology annotation, molecular function: protein binding. NCBI's taxonomy places the organism in Eukaryota, Metazoa, Chordata, Chondrichthyes, Rhinopristiformes, Pristidae. The transcript has 22 exons. Bases 1 to 2643 code for a protein of 880 amino acids.